This is a messenger RNA of Bufo gargarizans (Asiatic toad), 4352 nucleotides long. RefSeq names its product von Willebrand factor A domain-containing protein 5A-like. The record is from RefSeq and is a predicted model, not a curated record. Bases 49 to 2772 code for a protein of 907 amino acids. NCBI's taxonomy places the organism in Eukaryota, Metazoa, Chordata, Amphibia, Anura, Bufonidae. The transcript has 25 exons.
UGCACAGGGGAAGCAGACGCACUGAGAAGACGGAGAGCAAGACCCAAGAUGCCGCUGCUUCCUCCAUGUUGUGGACUCAUCGUUGUUGGUUCCAAACUUCCAGUUCCUCUCAAGGGGAUCUCUGUUGACAUCCAGGUGAAAGGCUUUGUGGCUGAUGUGUCUGCUACGCUCAAGUACAAGAAUGAGGAGGAGAAGGCUGUGGAAGCCAUCUUUGUAUUCCCCAUGGAUGAAGACUCAGCUGUCUACAGCUUUGAGGCCAAAGUUGAGGGAAAGAUCAUUGUAGCCGAUCUCCAGGAAAAGGAACAGGCUCAUAAGACCUACGAUGAGGCCAUCAGCCAAGGCCAGCAGGCUUUUCUUCUGGAAGAAGACAAAAGCUCUGCUGAUGUUUUCAGCUGCAAUGUUGGGAACCUGCCACCUGGUCAGGAGGCUGAAGUGACAUUAAAAUAUGUGCGGGAGCUUCCAGUCGAGGCUGACGGCGCCGUCCGAUUUGUGCUUCCUGCUGUCCUCAACCCCAGAUAUACCCCAAAAGACCAACCUGUGAGUGUGACUGCCACACGCCCACAGGUGCCUAUAGGAGAGAUCCCGUAUACCCUGAGUCUGAGAGCACACUUCCAGUCUGUAUUCGGCAUUGUCAAAAUAGUAUCCAACUGUGAUAUCAGCCCUGUGGAGUACACUAAUGAGGACAAGACCGCAGCCAAGGUAUCGCUGGCUGAGGGACACAAGUUUGAGAGAGACGUGGAGCUCCUUGCUUAUUACUCAGAGGUGAACAAACCGAGUGUGACUGUGGAGGCUGGGACAGUACCUGCUGAUGCUGCCAAGGAGCCAAAGUCAUCAGGAUCUUUGAUGACCGAGUCUGUCGCUAUGUUGAACUUCUAUCCCAGUUUCCCAGCCGUGCAGGAACAGAUAAACUGUGGAGAAUUUAUCUUUGUGGUGGACCGGUCCGGGAGUAUGAAUUGUGCAAUGAAUUCAGAGCCAAAUGCUCUACAACGUAUUGACAGUGCGAAGGAGACCCUCGUCCUUCUAUUGAAGAGUUUGCCUCUUGGGUGUUACUUUAAUAUCUUUGGAUUUGGUUCCCACUUUGAGUCUUUCUUCACGGAGAGUAAGGAGUAUACACAACAAUCCAUGGAAGAAGCUGUUAAGAAGGUCAAUGAGAUGAAAGCCAACUUUGGAGGAACAGAAAUCUUGAGACCUUUAAAGAAAAUCUAUGAUACUGCUGGGAGGCAAGACCACCCAAGACAGCUUUUUCUCUUCACGGAUGGAGAGGUCGGGAACACAAAAGAAGUGAUUGAUGAAGUCCAGAAAAAUUCUCAUAAUCACAGAUGCUUCGCAUUUGGGAUCGGUGAGGGCGCCUCCACAUCCCUCAUCAAAGGUAUGGCCCGAGCAGGUAGUGGAACAUUUGAGUUCAUCACCGGCAAAGACAGAAUGCAAACCAAGGUUCUUCGGGCUCUAAAAUGUUCCUUACAGCCCACUGUGAAGAAUGUCUCCCUGACUUGGUCUCUUCCCUCUGGCAUGGAAGCCAUUCUCCUGUCUAAGGUCCCCACCGCCAUCUUCCAGGGACAAAGGUCCAUUGUGUAUGCCCAACUGAAAGGAAAGGCGGAGACUAAAGCGGAGGGUGAGGUUUGCCUGCAGUACAACUUUAAGGAUGAGCUUUUGAAGAACACCAUUCGCUUCCCUCUUAAAGUGGAGAAAGCUGAAAGACCCACUAUCCAUAGACUGGCAGCCAAGUCUCUGAUCUCUGAGCUGGAAUGUGGAAAGGACUCUAGAUCCGAGGAUGGGAAGAAGAGGAUCCUGGAGGUCAGUCUACAGUCUGGAGUCAUCUCCUCGCUUACUGCCUUUGUUGCUGUUAAUAAGGACACCAAGACUCCAGUGGAAGGUCCUCCAGUACAAAGAGACAUCCCUGCUCCAGGUUUUAUGCAUGGUGUGAUGUAUCACUCAUUUGGCUCGUCAAUGCCACUAAUGGGUAGUGGUGGACCAUUACUUAUGGGGUAUCGUAGUAUAACUCAGCGAAGAGCGAAAAAAUGUAAUGAUUCUGGUCCCGAGUUUUUAGAUUCUGGUCCCGUGUUAACAGGAGUGAACACCAGAGGGCGCCAGUAUCCUAGCUUGCAACAAAGCUGUCUUGUGAACCCCCGGCCUGCAUUCCCAUCUGUGACCCAAACAGGAACGAUGCCAGAGACACCAUGCGGGAGACUGGGAGCAAGCAGGCCAGCAGAAACAGGAGAGGGGGAAAUAAUGCGUCCUAAAACAUCUAUAAAGUCUUAUCGAAGGAACAGAUCCUACGAGCCCGCAGAAACUGCCCCACUGGUUAGUACCCAGAUGGCCAGUCACAUCCACCUGGAAAACCACAUCCAAAAACUCAGCUUUCGUAGGGGCCACCUUAAAGAUUCUAGUUACGAGUCAGCUGAAUACAUGGAUAUGUCACCACCACCAGCUCAAGUUCUGAAGAUUCCGCCUUUCGUCAGUUUGAUUUCCCUGCAAAACGCUGAUGGUUCCUGGAAUCUUACCCCAGAAUUCUGCUCCAUUCUGGGAAUAUCAGAGCAGGACAUUAUUAACAAGAAACCAGAUCAGAAUAUGGACUCAUCAGUGUGGGCUACGGUCUUGGCGGUGAUCUGGCUCCAUGCAUCUUGUCUGGAUCAGAGAGAGGAAUGGGAAUUACUGGAAGGUAAAGCCAUCUCCUGGCUUAAGGCUAAAGCAGGUUCCUCCUUGGAUCAGUUGGUCAGAGCUGGAAAUGAUCUGCUGAAAUCCUCAGUGAAUCCUAAUGUGUUUGGCCUGUGAGAGGAAGAAUGAAGAUGGCGGAGGUCUUCGGGUACGACCAGACGGUCAGGUCUCUGCAUGCCGUUUUGGAAGCCAAAAUCAGGAGCGGAUCAUAAAAGGAGAGAAAAUAUAAAGGAGAAAUAGAACUUCUCCUGUUUUUUUUUUCUUAACUAACUUCUGGUUUGGGCUUCCGAAACUGCAAGCAGAAACCCGACUGUGUGGUUGUACCCUUCUAAGGAAUACUGCCGCCCUCCAGAAUUUUACUGCUUCUCACCUUUACUUUGGAAUCAAUUUUCAUGAUCUAAUUUCUGUGUCUUAUUACUCUUGAAAUGAGACACAAGCCAAAGAUGCAAAUGAUAAGUCUAGAGAAUCAUCUUCUAGUUAUAUUCUCAUUACACAGACCUGUUAAUGUUCACUUAUUUUUAGAAUGUACAGAGCAGCUCCACUGAAAUAUAUGCAUACAUGGAGAGAGGCCUUAGGGGUGUACUGACACUUGGGAAGGUAGUAGUGCAGAAGAAAACCAAUCUACAACGCCACCCUAAAAACUGGAUUAUUUCUUACCACACUCGAUCAAUAGAUACCAAUCAAUAGUACAUGUGAAUAUAAGAAAUUUUGUAAUGCAUUUAAUCAGAGAAAUUAUGCCUCAUUCUACACUUUCAGCAUUUUCUCUCCCUCUACGCCUAAAUCAACAUUCUUUGCUAAAUCCACCUUGAGAGACUGAUAAGGACUGUCAGCUCACUGAAGGAUCAGAUUAUAGCUGCCAAAAGGAGUUUAUAGCGAGGGGAGGAGGCGUGAACUACUAGAGGGAAAAAUAAAAACAAAAUUCUGAAAGAUACAUCACAAGGUUUCUUAUAUUAACCUGUAAUAUUGAUGUAUACAACGUUUGUUAAGAUUUUAGUUGUCCAAGAUUGGAAAAACAUGGCUGCUUCAUCCAAAAGCAGAACCACAUCUCUCCACAGGCUGUAUAUGGUAUUACCACUCAGCCCCAUUCACCUUAGUAGAACUGGGCUGCUGUGGGUAGUGUGUUUGGAAGAAAGCAGCCAUGUGUUUCUAAUCCUGGACAAUCAAAUUACAGUUUUUUCCUCCAUGACCUUGUAUUUCAAUCAAGAUCUGUUGAUGGAAGGUUGUAUGUGUCCUUCACCCAGGCCAGGACAUCUCUGUUCAUCUUUAUUGGUUGGUGGUAUAAGUCAGAAUCUCUCAGGGCAGCCAAUAAGUUGUCCUUCUUUGGCUUUGCAGACACCCUGGAGGAAGGGGUUACAACAUGGUUGCUCUACAAUAUGGUGCAUAAAAUGUGUGAAUAUUUUUGGAGAUGGGUGGAAUUACUCUUUACUAAAAUCUGUUUAUAACUGAUCUUUCAAAAAUCGGUCAACAACAGUCAAAAGAAAACAUCUGAGGAGAGUCCCCAUUCAGAUCAGUGUAUUCUGUAGGGUAUUACUGCUGAGUAUUGUUGACCCUGUCUAUGUUCCCAUUAUCCAGUUAUACAUUUCUUGUAAUAGUUAAAAGUUUAUAAAAUGUUCUAAUCCAUUGUUGCAGCUUUCAGCUCCAAUAUAUGUAUCAUCAUCAUUAAACCGCAGUUAUAGUUCAGAUGUUGGUGUCGUGGU